UUCAUCAUCAUCAUAAAUUCAUCGAACAUCGAUAUUUGAGUUGAGACACGACAAAUUUAGAUUGUGAUGUGGGAUGGUCAAACUCUUUAAAAAUGUCAAUUUUGUAUAAUUUUAUUUAAGUUUUUAUAAAUCCUAUUAGUGAUUAGAAACCACAGGAGAGAUGGAUCCGUGGGUGAUAACUCCCCAGGAGAGGGCGCGGUUCGAGGUGCAAUUCAAUGCACUGAAACCAAUAAAUGGCAUCGUCACUGGUGGGCAGGCCAGGGACUUUUUCCUCCAGUCCCAACUACCAGCACCAGUGCUCGGCAUUAUAUGGGGUCUGGCAGACACUGAUGCCGACGGAAAAAUGAACAUCAAUGAGUUCAGUAUAGCCUGCAAAUUGAUAAAUUUGAAAUUAAGGGGCUUUGAUAUGCCACAAGCCUUGCCACCUAAUAUGCUACAGUUUUUCCAGCCAGCAGCCGUAGCUCCAGGCGUGCCGGCGUCUAACGCGGCUCUGUUGUCGGGAAUGGUGCCGCCUCCAAAACCGCCUCUACCGGCCGCCCCCAGUCCGAUCCCUGCGGCCACCUCCAAGAUCAUCUCGCCGCCUUCCGGAGGCGGCACUCCCAACCUCUUGUCUCCCACUGGUAUCCUUUCUCCUCCGCUGGUAGCUCCCUCUCCUGCUCCCCUAGUCACUGCCCCCCUAGUUUCUGCUCCCCUGAUUGGGGGCGGGGUGCCGCCUCCCAUUCCUCCCGCCCCCGUUGUUCCUCUGGCCGGCCUCGCGUCGGUCACACCGCCUUCCACCAUGGCAUUCCGUCUAUGA
Molecule: messenger RNA, 796 nt
Organism: Nilaparvata lugens (brown planthopper)
Lineage: Eukaryota; Metazoa; Arthropoda; Insecta; Hemiptera; Delphacidae
Product: intersectin-1-like
Exons: 4
Coding region: 161-796 (211 amino acids)
Biological process (GO): clathrin-dependent synaptic vesicle endocytosis; endosomal transport
Cellular component (GO): plasma membrane; cytoplasm; intracellular vesicle
Molecular function (GO): protein binding; molecular adaptor activity; calcium ion binding
Source: RefSeq, a predicted model, not a curated record